Messenger RNA from Cucurbitaria berberidis CBS 394.84, 1380 nucleotides. RefSeq names its product efflux pump antibiotic resistance protein. Bases 1 to 1380 code for a protein of 459 amino acids. Gene Ontology annotation, molecular function: transmembrane transporter activity. The record is from RefSeq and is a predicted model, not a curated record. Lineage: Eukaryota; Fungi; Ascomycota; Dothideomycetes; Pleosporales; Cucurbitariaceae. The transcript has 4 exons. Gene Ontology annotation, biological process: transmembrane transport.
AUGACGAUGCCAAAUAGGAGACAAGGUAUCUUUUCAGAUACAGACAACAUUGAGGAACUGGAGCCUCGAUCUGGGUCAGCGGAAGAAACUCGCGAUUACCCUACUGGUCUCAAAUUCUGGCUCGUAAUCAUCAAACUGGGCGCAUUGCUCGUUCUUGGCGGACUGGACACCAAUAUCGUCGCCACUGCUGUACCAAGCAUCUCCAACCACUUCCAUACGGUAGCCGAUGUUGGUUGGUAUUCAUCAGCCUUCAGGCCCUGCUCCUGCGCACUCCAAUUCAUUUUCGGCAAAAUGUACAAGCUUUUCUCCGUGAAGCGCAUCUUCCUCCUCGCCAGCGUCAUCUUCUUGCUGGGAAGCUUGCUGUGCUCAACAACUACAACGUCGGCUAUGUUUGUAGCCGGCAGAGCCAUCACUGGGGUUGGCUUCGCAGGCAUUAUUAGGGGCUUUUUCACCAUCCUGACACAUAUUGUACCUCUUCGUAAAAGACCCUUUUACUGCGGCAUGUGGGAGGUGUCGAAAGCGUUGCCGUGCUCGGCGCUCCCAUCCUUGGUGGACCUCUUCAUUGCACUUUCCUGGGCCAGCACCAAGUAUCCCUGGGACGACGGGAAAGUCAUCGGGCUUCUCGUCACCUUCGCCGUCCUCAUCGCAACUUUCUCUCUCAACCAACGGCGCGGUGGUGAUACUGCGGCAUUACCGCCACGCAUCAUGAAGAACCGCAACGUCAUCGCCGGCGCCAUUUUCACAAUGUGCACCAACAGUGCCAUUAAUGUCCUCGAAUACUACCUGCCGACCUAUUACCAAGUCGUGCACGAGUAUUCUCCGAGUAAAAGCGGUUACAUGAUGGCCCCGAUCGUUGUCGGAAGCGCGCUCGGCAUGUUCCUUUGCGGAUCUGGAACGAGCAUGGUGGGUUAUUAUACGCCUUUCAUGCUCUUUUCAUCAAUUACUAUGCCUAUCUUUGCAGGUCUAAUCACAACAUUUGGUGUGAACACGGACAUUGCACGACUUAUCUCAUACACUGGCGCAUCCGGAUUGGCAAGCGGAAUUGCAUUCAAUGCACCAAUGAGUGCGGUACAAACAGUACUCUCAACCGAAGAUGUCUCGCUCGGCUUGUCUAUCGUACUGUUUGCUCAACACUUUGGCCCCCGCAGUCUCUCCUCAAAUUUGGCUGGGCUAAUUCCCAAUCUGACAUCGACGGAUAUUGGAAACAAUGGCUUGAUGGAAAUCACGGGGCGUGCACCGCCUGCGCUGCACAAUGCAGUGCUCGCAGGAGUCAGUCGAAGCAUUAGCGUAAAGUGGUAUGUUGCUGUAGGACUCACAUGUGCGACGCUAGUUGGGAGUCUGCUCAUGGAAUGGCGCUCUGUCAAAGAGAAGAAGACUUGA